This is a messenger RNA of Onychostoma macrolepis, 2232 nucleotides long. RefSeq names its product eukaryotic translation initiation factor 2B, subunit 2 beta (gene eif2b2). Lineage: Eukaryota; Metazoa; Chordata; Actinopteri; Cypriniformes; Cyprinidae. The record is from RefSeq and is a predicted model, not a curated record. The transcript is spliced from 8 exons. Gene Ontology annotation, molecular function: translation initiation factor activity; guanyl-nucleotide exchange factor activity. Bases 155 to 1222 code for a protein of 355 amino acids. Gene Ontology annotation, cellular component: eukaryotic translation initiation factor 2B complex. Gene Ontology annotation, biological process: translational initiation.
GUGGGGCUGUUACAACACAGUCCUGAUCGCCGAUAAACAACAGAAGAAGAGCAGGAUUCAUGAACCGGAGGAGGUUUCUGUGUGGUUCCGUGAGUACUCAAGCUUUCAGGAGAAACUCGCUCGGAAUCAGCUCUUUACUGAGACACCAGUCAAAAUGCCCGGCGCGGAUAAAGAGACAGAUCUGUCCGAGCGCAUCGAGUCGUUUCUGUCCGAGCUGAAGCGCUGCGGCAGCGGGGCAGGAUCCCUCCGGGGCUCCGCGGAAACUGCCCGAGAAACGACCGCUUUACUCCGCAGAAUCACCGCGCAGGCCCGCUGGGGCAACGCCGGUGAGCUGAUGGAAAUCAUACGGAAGGAGGGCAGGCGGAUGACAGCAGCACAGCCGUCUGAGACCACCGUCGGUAACAUGGUCCGCAGGGUGCUGAAGAUCAUCCGAGAAGAAUAUGCGAGGUCCAGAGGCAGCAGUGAAGAGACGGAUCAACAGGAAUCUCUGCACAAGCUGCUGACGUCUGGAGGCUCCAGCGAAGACAACUUCAGACAGCACUUCGCUCAUCUCAAAGCCAACGUCAUUGAAGCCAUCAAUGAACUGCUGACAGAACUGGAGGGCACCACAGACAACAUCUCCAUGCAGGCGCUGGAACACAUCCACUCUAACGAGGUCAUCAUGACCAUCGGCCGCUCUAGAACUGUGGAAGCUUUCCUGAAAGACGCGGCGAGGAAACGCAAAUUUCACGUCAUCGUUGCGGAGUGUGCGCCCUUCUGUCAAGGGCAUGAAAUGGCCACAAGUCUUUGCAAAGAGGACAUUGAGACAACGGUCAUCCCAGACGCGGCCAUUUUCGCUGUAAUGUCAAGAGUCAACAAGGUGAUCAUCGGCACACAGACGGUUCUGGCUAACGGGGGUCUGCGGGCGGUUAACGGCACACACACACUGGCUCUGGCUGCCAAGCAUCAUUCGACUCCUCUCAUCGUCUGCGCUCCCAUGUUCAAGCUCUCGCCGCAGUUUCCUAAUGAGGAGGACACGUUUCAUAAAUUUGUUUCACCACAUGAAGUGCUUCCCUUUACUGAAGGUGAGAUCUUGUCUAAGGUCAACGCUCACUGUCCGGUAUUCGACUACGUUCCUCCAGAGCUCAUCACACUGUUCAUCUCAAACAUCGGUGGAAACGCUCCGUCGUACAUUUACCGUUUGAUGAGUGAACUUUACCACCCUGAAGAUCAUGAACUCUAGUCUGGAAAAUAAAGAAUCUCUGACUCGCAUGUUUGGUUUUCAAGAGUCUGUGAUUGUGAAUUGAAUUUAAGUAGGGGUGUGCGAUAUGAAGAUUUUUGAUCGUGGACGAUAACAAUGUCUCCACGAUCUGCUUUUGAAGAAAUAUCGUAGUAUCGUGCUACAGCGCACAUUCUAUCAGCUGCAGUUCUUAUUCCUCCGUCUCAAUAUACUGUACAUUAUUCGGAUCUGCUUUAAAGCCUUGCUGGUUAAAUGUUUUAUUCACGCGUCGGUCUGACGCGCGUGCUAAAGCCUGUCAAAAAGUGCCUGAUUACUGAACUAAGUUAUCUUGUGCACUAAUACUGUCAAAACACACAAGGUUUAUGUAUAGACUCCGUUGCUUAUGUCUAAAAUGAGUAAGUAAACAGCUGAGAGAAACGGAUGCGUGCCUCUGUAUAUUAGAUGCGUGCAUGUCUUAAAGGGGCAGUACUGAACAUGCUGCCGACUGUCAUUAAAGGGAUAGUUCACCUUAAAAUUUAAUUUCUGUCAUUAUUUACUAACUCGCAUGUUGUCCCAAACCUGUAUUAAUUUCUUUCUUGUGCUGAACACAAAAGAAGAUAUUUUGAAGAAUGUGGGUAACCAAAUAGUAUCUGGUCCACAUUGACUUUUGAUAGAAGGGAAAAAAAAUACUAUGGGAUAAGUCACUGGGGACCAGCAACUGUUUGGUUUUCCACUUUCCUCAAAAUAGCAUUUAUGUUUAGCAGAAGAAACUCAUUCAGGUUUAAAGAAACUUUUGAGUGAGUAAAUGGUAUAAAUAUAAAACACUUUAUUUUGGGAUUAAUUAUUCCUUCAAUGUUAAUAAAACACAAAGAGAAAAAUCACUCGCUACUCAUGACUGAAAAACGUUAAUACAGUUGAUUUAAGAGGAAUCAAUCUAUAUAGUGUUUUAUUUUUAUUUUCGUUGAUUCAAUUUAUUGAAUGCUCCUGCUAAAUACACCUAUUGUACCUGAAAAUAAAACACUGUUUUAUUUUUA